AUGGCAAGGGUUCAGGAACGUGAGGUCUAUGAAGCAGGAUGUAGGGGCUCUCUCCUCUGCUCUUUGUCACCCCAUUCUUCCCCUAACCCUCCCCCCCUCCCCCUGCACGCCUCUUUCCAACGCCUCUUCCCCACUCCUCUCGCCCACACCACUCCACCACACCUACUCCCCACUCCCUCUCUCCUACCCCUCUCCCCCACGCCUUUCCCCCACGCAUUUUCCUCACCCCCCUCUCCCCCCCCCACCCCUUUCCCCCACGCAUUUUGCUCACCCCAUUCCCCCACCCACCCCCUUCCCCCACGCAUUUUUCUCACCCCUCUCCCCCACCUCUUUCCCCCAUGCAUUUUCCUCACCCCCCUCUCCCCCCCCAUCCCUUUCCCCCUCGCAUUUUGCUCACCCCUUUCCCCCACCCACCCCUUUCCCCCACGCAAUUUCCUCGCCCCUCUCCCCGUUCAAGAGGAUGCUGAUUUAAGAGUGAAGAGCACCGUGGCAGGGUGCACUAGCCCCUCCGAUUCUCCAUCCCGAUUGCCAUCCGCACCUCUCCAGGUGAACACAGUGCAGCAAGCAGCGUCCAUCACACUGCUCCAAUCCGCCUAUCCUGCAUCACCUCAUUGCUCUCUCUUGCUCCCUCUCACCACCCUUCUCCCCUAUCACCCACCAGUGUGCAUAGUCCUGUCAGUAGCAUCCACCCCCUGCCAUCUCUACACCCACACAUUGAUCAGCAAGCCCUCAUCUCUACACUGA
Messenger RNA from Closterium sp. NIES-65, 744 nucleotides. Lineage: Eukaryota; Viridiplantae; Streptophyta; Zygnematophyceae; Desmidiales; Closteriaceae. The record is from the annotation of a GenBank genome assembly.